This is a messenger RNA of Hypoxylon fragiforme, 4065 nucleotides long. RefSeq lists its product as uncharacterized. Lineage: Eukaryota; Fungi; Ascomycota; Sordariomycetes; Xylariales; Hypoxylaceae. The transcript has a single exon. Gene Ontology annotation, biological process: regulation of transcription by RNA polymerase II. Gene Ontology annotation, cellular component: nucleus; SWI/SNF complex. The coding region runs from base 361 to 3603 and encodes 1080 amino acids. The record is from RefSeq and is a predicted model, not a curated record. Gene Ontology annotation, molecular function: transcription cis-regulatory region binding.
GCCCUGGAAGUUGUGAUUUUGGCCUUCUGUCACCUACUAUUUCCUCUAUUUCCUAUUCCUGAUCCUCGCCCUUAUCCCUCCUCCCCAACCACAAUCCGCGACCCCAUUCAACCCGUAACCAACUACCAACCCAUUUCCCACCCGAUCGCACUGCGGCUGUUCACCCUCCAAAAUUCUCUAAUCGAAUUUCGCGACGCGACUUUUUUUUUUUUUUUUCAUCCAUCGCGACAUUCGUCACUCGUAACACUAUUCAUCUUCAUUUAUAUCUAUUUUAAUUUAAUCUACUCAUCGCAGUUCAAUUAAAUUGCUGACAUUUUUUGCACAUAGUCAGAUGGGUUCCCAUUUGCGACUUCAUCCGUCAUGAGCUCUUGGAUGAACGAGGCCGCUGCCGUCCAAAACCACAAUGGCAACGGCUUUCCACAUAUGAACGAUCCGAAUAAUAUGGGAGCUGGAGGAGGAAUGGGCGGCGCACCGGGAGGUAUGAUGGAUCCAUCUGCCUUUAUGGCCAAUACUGCUCAGUUCAAUCCGGUUACUACUGGCCAGUUCAAUCAUCAACAGAUGGCCGCCAUGCAUAAUAGCCCGAUGCGCAAUGUGUCGCCUUCUUUCCCGAAUCCCGCGUAUCAAACCAACCCCGUCAUCCCGUCAAAACGGCCUCGCCCUAGAGAAGAUAGCAUUGGCGCGUCGCCGCGACAAAAUCCCAAUAUGUUACCGACAUCGCGCGCCGACACUCCACAGCAAUCCUCGUUUCAGGGCUUCCAGCCGAAUGCGAUGCAGCCUCAGAAUCACGGCCAACCUCAACAUUAUCCUCAUUUACAAUCCAAUGGCUCAGCCAACGCGUCGCCGUCGCCUGUAAUGGCAGGCAGCCAAUUACGACCGGGUAGCGUACCACAACGCGUCAAUACCGCGUCGCCCCAUCCUUUCUCACCAGCAUCGCAACAACACUUCGGCCCUCAAGCAUCACCAGUCCCAUCUGAUCAUGGCAACACGCCCCAGCCAGGCAUGUUUAUGAAUCCGCAAAACUUCCCCCAAGGUUUUAAUCCGGGUUAUACGCCUGGCCAUUCGCCGGCUAGGCCACCCUCAGCCCAGAAUCCUAUGGGUCAACAGAUGAUGCCUCAGCCAGUCAACCAAAUGCCACAGCAGAUGCCUCAGAUGCACCCAGGCCAGAUGAUCACCCCUCAACAGAUGCACCAAAUGCAACAGAUGCAGCAGAUGCACAUGCAGCAGCAAAUGCAGGCGGCGCAAGGUCGCGGCGGAUUAGAUCAGAAGAUGUUAUAUCAGAUGCGUUUACAACAACAACUUCAACAAGGCGGUAUGCCAAUGGCUGCGCAAAUGCAAGCUCAGAAUAUGUCUCAAGGUCGGGGCAUGAUGCCAAAGCAAGGAAUGCCAAUGCAGAAUGGACAAAUGCCCCCUGGCGCUAUGCAGAAUCAGCAUUUACCGCAGGUGGCGCGACCUAACAACCCAGAAGGAUUUCUUAAGAAUCUAACAGCGUACAUGAACAUGAAGCAACUUCCCUUGGACACCAACCCUAUCAUUGAAGGCCGGCCAUUGCAUCUGCUUCAGCUUUUUCAAAAUGUUUCAAAAUUUGGUGGAUACCGGAACGUCACCAUGAAUAACCUUUGGAUUCAAGUCGCUGCGUCGGUUGGAUUUAGUGCACAGCAAAUUCCAUCAGCGCCGCAUCAGGUAAGAAGCGUAUACGAGCGGAACUUAUUGAAGUUCGAGGAAGCCUGGGCAAUGCAGCAGCGGAAUCAGCAGAUGAAGCAACAAGUGACGGCGCAAUCUGGUAUGCCUGGACAUGGCGGACAUGGCCCAUCCCCAAGGGUAGGCCCGCCAGCACCCAGUCAACAUAUACACCCUGGACCGCCUCAGAUUCACCAACCACAUGCGCAAACGCCUGUUAAACAAAUGACACCGGUAAUACAACAGGUGAAUGUCAAUGGGUUUUCUCCUUCGCCACAACCACCUCGACCCAAUCAACCCCAGGCCAGUGCCAGCCAAGCCCACAUGAGGAAUAUACCGAGAAACAUUGAUACUAGGAAAUCGUCCGGUGAAUUCCCAGUACCGUCGCCAGCACCAACUGGCAAAGCUGGUAGUAUUUCUAUACCACCUCCAAGUCAGCCGGAUAAUGCCCACACGAAUGGUACCGCAACCUUGCCCUUCCCGGGCCCAUUUUCAUCUAAUCCUAACGAAUAUGUGCCUUGUUCUCGCGAGAUGAUGGAAGACAUUUUUGGUGGUUUCAAUUUGAAAUCAAUGCAGAAGCUAGGUGAUGAUUUGGAGACAUGGAGGCCCGAUGUACCGGGACCGCAAGAACUCGGCAAUAUCGACAUUCAUGCCCUCACAAAAAGCAUUCAGUGCGGUAUACAUGGGGAAGUUCGACUAGCUCUCGACACCCUCGGCACGAUAUCACGACACGCAGAAUACUUACCGGGUUUGAUAAUCGAACUGAGAGCUUGUGACGAUUUAGUAGAAUCUCUCAUAGAUUGUGCUGAAGAGCAAGUCGAUCUACUGGUCGAGAAGGCUGAUCCAAUCUCUGACGAGAUAGAUUUAUCUCCGUAUGAAGAUGUCAUACGAACCUGCCGCCUUGAAGCAAUGGGGCUGCGUAAAACACACGUUUUUGGAGAUGCAGAUUAUGAGCUGGAGCAUGCCGCAGAUCGGCUACUCGCCAUAACAACAAUUUUGCGAAAUUUCUCUUUUGCGGAAGUCAACCAGCCCAUCCUCGCUGAUGAGAUCAUUGUUAAAUUCCUGUGUGGCGUGAUACGUUCGCUGGGUACGCAUGAGAACUUAUUACGGUCCCCGAAAAACACAUUAGAUUUCAUGAAAGACGUGAUAGUGUUACUCUCCAACAUAGCUGGAUCUAUAGAGAUAUCCGGACGAGAGCAAGCCCUAUGUCUUCUUCAGUUCCUGUUGGCAUUUGCUCCAUCGCCGCCACCAUCGAUAGCAGCUGAGAGGGUUGUCUUCUCGUCAUAUGAGCCUUUGGUGCAUUAUUAUCUUCCGCAUGCCGUCGACUCUUUAGCCAAGCUUCUGGCACGUGAUGAGCCGAAUAGAUCAUACUAUAAGAUCAUAUUCGCCGCCGACGCUUCUGCCUCACCUCCCUACGACCUCCUUACUCGAACAUUUGGGCUCGCAAUCUCUCCUAUACCGGACCAAAAUAAAGAGAGCCGCCCAGCAAAUCUCCCCUCAUUCGUUGAAUCACGCAAGGCCUUACUCAUGCAGGGCCUCCUUGCAGCGGAUAUCAUUGCCCAACUUGCUCCUGGGUUUGAGUCCGGGGUUACGCAGGCUUGGCUUUCGUCUGGUGAAGGAUUUGCGCAGAACCUCUUUAGGCUCAUUCGAACUCUGUGUUCACAGGCAGAGCCAACACCUCGUGUACCCGGUAAUGCUAGGACGCAACCGAGAGAAGAUGUAGAUAUUCUCUACAUUAUCACAUGCGGUGUCUCUGCUUUGAGGAGGCUGAGCGAAAAGGCCAGAGACCCGAAUAAUCCUGCUAGCAUCCCACCUAAUGCUCUCCCCUCGCGCGACAGUCUCUUUGGAGCUUUACAAAGUCUCAAGAGCCCUAAGUGGACUCUGUUACUAAACCAAUUGAGUAUUUAUACUGGUUUGGAAAGUUGAGCAAGAGUUGGGGUAAUGAAUUCUAUGUUGAAGCUUGGGUUGAGCUAGUUGUUUUGAUUCAGGCCACCGAGAAACAGGCGUUAAUUAGCCCCGACAGGAUAGGCUACGAGCGAACAAUGGAUUGUAGAGGAAGUCUAUCGCGGGAUGCCUCGAUGAGGUACGAGAGGCCGAGGCUCAGCUUCACACGUACUAGGAGCGCGGCGUUUAGGUAUCAGAAGAUCAGCAUCGGCGAUGAUGUACAAAUGUAGCCCAAAAAAUUUACAGGAUAUGUAUAAAUGUAGAUUAUGCGAUACGGCCUCUACGGGCAAUGCAAAGCGGGCUCCAGAGGUGGUUUUAUUUCGUCCUAAACCCCUGAGGUAUUAUCUAAAAAGUUGACGCUAUUUAGUGACGAAUCAUGAAUUCGGGAGUCAAAUCAGCCAUUAGCCCAAUAUUUUUUUUUUCAAUUUAGCUCAUUGCAUUCAA